AUACAGCACUGUCGGCUGAAGUAGGAAACGCAUUUUCACGCAGCCAACGCAGAGUCCCGUGCUCGAGAAACGCAUUUUCUACUGCGCAACACUUCCAGAGGUUCAGGGAGAGAAGCUAUUUUCCGCUACGAUGUCGAUGACAGUGAAAGCUUACCUUAUCGGUAAGGAGGACUGCAACAAGGAGAUCCGUCGCUUCGCCGUGGAUCAAGAUGUCUCAACAAGUUUCGAGUAUUUGCAGCGAAAAGUGCUCGAUGUUUUUGUCGGUCUCAGGACUGCGCCCUUCCAAAUGUACUAUAAAGAUGAAGAUGGUGAUAUGAUUGCCUUUUCCUCUGACGAUGAGCUAAUGAUGGGUUUGGCUCUUGUGAAGGAUGACACUUUCCGUCUCUUCAUCAAGCAACGAAAAGAGCACAAACGUGAUUCUUCUCCUCAUGGAAUUCCUGGGUUUCCGUUCACUACACCUCACUUUAGCCCUCCUGGUCCCUGUCAUAUGGGUCCAUCUCCAAUGGGGCCUCCAGGACCACCUCAUAUGGGGGGUCCUCCUCACCACCCUCACCCAAUGGUGCACCCAGGUGUGACCUGUGACGGGUGUGAUGGGCCGGUGGCUGGAACCCGUUACAAGUGCACCGUUUGCCCCGAUUAUGACUUGUGCCCCACCUGCCAGAGCAAAGGCCUGCACAAGGAGCAUGCCCUCCUGCCCAUCUUUCAUCCUAUGGCCAACGUGUUUGAGUGGCUCCCUCGUGGGAAAUUUUGGCGUAAGAUGAGACACUGCAUGUGGGCAAAUGCUCAAGCUCAGGCUCAAAACCAGCCUCAGCCAGGUCCAUCUGGAGCGCAGCAAAACCAGGAUGCUCCUGAAAACCCAAAUGAGAAUGGUGCUACUGCCUCUUCUCAGGCUAACGUGGAGUACCUAAAGAACAUCGGAGAAGAAGUGGCAGCCAUGUUAAGCCCCCUUGGCAUAGAUGUGGACAUCGAUGUUGAGCAUGAGGGAAAGCGGACCAAAGUAACCCCAACUCCUCCUGCCUCCAGUGGACCAUCCAGUGCUCGGAGUGACAGUGGUUCUGUGGGGCUUCUUUCUAGAGGCUCUGGUCCAGGAAGUCAGGCCACUGAAGAGAGCGUCAGUGAGGGAACAAAGAAAGACCAAUGUAGUGAUGAGGAAUGGACUCAUCUUAGUGCUAAAGAGGUGGAUCCUUCGACAGGAGAGCUGCAGUCUCUUAGACUAGAGCAGGACGGGGCAGAUCUUCCAGCUCCACUAAAUACUGCUUCUGGCACAAGCACCAGAGACGGUCCCACUGGUCUGCGCGAGGCAGCUCUCUACCCACACCUUCCUCAAGAUGCAGACCCUAGGCUGGUGGAGUCUCUGUCUCAGAUGCUCUCCAUGGGUUUCACCGAUGAGGGUGGAUGGCUAACCAGACUGCUCCACACCAAGAAUUACGACAUCGGUGGUGCUCUGGACACCAUCCAGUACUCCAAAACACCAGGACAACAGAAGUAGAGGUGGAGCACAGGAAUACAGAAGACCUGGGCCAUACUUAAUAUUUGAAGCUUCUGGCCUAUUUUCUAACUUAGUCUUUCUAUACUUUUAAAAUGAUAAAUUUCCACAAAUAUUAACAAUAUCAAUUACUCAGGUGACUAGUACAUAGUUAAGUUCAUCAUUGGGCUUAUAUAUGCAAAAUGUUUGUCUUUAGCUUAACACUUGACAUUAUAAAGAACAUUAUUUUCAUGUAUGCAUAAUAUUACGUAAAGGUUGUUAAGUAGAGAUCUAUAUUUGUGCAACUUCACUUUAUGGAUUUUCUGUUUGCAUAAUCAAUAAGCAGUUUCUAGAUCAAGCAUAAACCUGGAGGGUUUGUUAGUUUGAAUAAACAGAUGGAAUCGGAUUAAUGUCGCUGUUGGUCUUCUAAAAUUCCUGUCUUUUCUAUCUACAAUAAAACACUUCUCUAAAACA
Danio rerio (zebrafish) is the source of this 1939-nucleotide messenger RNA. It is a transcript of the gene sqstm1, whose product is annotated as sequestosome 1. Gene Ontology annotation, cellular component: autophagosome; nucleus; sarcomere. The record is from RefSeq and is marked validated. Lineage: Eukaryota; Metazoa; Chordata; Actinopteri; Cypriniformes; Danionidae. Gene Ontology annotation, molecular function: zinc ion binding.